This is a messenger RNA of Oryza sativa Japonica Group (Japanese rice), 1341 nucleotides long. RefSeq lists its product as uncharacterized. NCBI's taxonomy places the organism in Eukaryota, Viridiplantae, Streptophyta, Magnoliopsida, Poales, Poaceae. The record is from RefSeq and is a predicted model, not a curated record.
UUUAUAAGCACACUACUUGGGAGUUGGGAAUACUUACGUUUCAUGCAAGAAAGGCACAUGAAUUUGCAUCACCCCGGCGGCAGUGGAACACCGACGACGCACACAACUUAAUUUCUCACAAGCGGAUAAAUUUAGUCCAAGCAGGAAGUAAUCCGUCCGAAAUCAAACCCCACAUUUAUUCUUUGGCGCCGCUUGGGAUAUAUACUCCGAUGCAAGGAAGAAAAAAUAGAGAGAACAAGAAAGCCCGAAUGGCUAAAACUACCUUUCCUUUGCCACCUGUUGCGUUUUUUGGUUGCUUGCAACGUAACGAAAACCCAAUACAAAUUAACCAAACACUAUGCGUAUGCAUAGCCCUCGCAAUCUCCCUGCAAAUUUCCUUGUCCUAAGCGUACGUGCCAGAAACCGUGAACUGCUCCAAUCCAAUGGGACAUUGCAUAUCCAUGCUGCGAAAGAUGACAAGAAGGCGGCAGCCGGAGCCGACGCGCGGCACGCCGAAGCCGCCGCUCUUUGUCGUCAGAGGCGACCGCCGGCCGCCGCUGCGGUCGAAGCCGGAGGCGCUACCGUUCCAGGCGCAGAGCUUUGGCCAGUUACAGUUCGCCCAGAAACCUGCUGCAGGCAGAGCAGACAGCAGCAGAUCAGGACAUGAGACGAAGUUCAGGCACGAAGUUGAUCCAGGAGUGCUGGACAGGAGGCGCUGCGCACCGAAGCUCGUCAGGCUGCCGUGCCGGAGCACCUGCAGCACUUCGGCGGUGGAGCCCGUCACGGCGGAGGAGAGGCCCCUGGCCCCGUCGGCGACAAAGGCGCCGCCGCAGGAGGGGAGCAGGACGCCGAUGGUGGCGCCGCCGAUGACGCCGAUGAGGCCGGUGUGGCAGCGGAGGAUACUGAUGGGGAUGCGGUGCGAGCUGCCGCGGUUCAGCGGCCUCAUCCUGUACGACGAGCAUGGCCGCCCAAUCCGUGGCACCACGCCUGGCAGAAGCUACCCCCAGUGGAAAAAGAGGAAUGCCAAGGCUGCUACAACACUCAGGGACCUCCUAUAGACGCAAAACGCAUGCCAAAAGGUCGCAAUCUCACAACAAAGACCGGAAGAAAUGCUUUGAACAUAUUUCCCAUGUAUGUACAGUAGCAGUCGUGAAAGUUUGAAGCUGCAAGUUUGAAUAAUCGAUGUUAUUGCUGUUAACUUAAGAAACACAGGAAUAUAACUACUCAGGAUUGUACAUUCUAUUUCUAUUAGCAAGUGAGAUGUACAGAGGAUUACCAGGGCAUAUGGAAUAGGGCACAGACGUUCCGCUACAUACAUAUACCACAACAGCUAUAUACUAAUGAUUAUCCAUGGUUUGGCCA